AUGCCUAUCCACGCACUCUCAACUGACGCGAUUAGUACUAUCAGUUCCUCGCAAGUUCUGACUGAUUCCUCAAGCGUCGUUAAAGAGCUGUUGGAAAACUCGAUAGAUGCUUUGGCAACAUCAAUUGCGGUCGAAAUUUCCGCCGAUACUGUCAGCACCAUUCAAGUUAAUGACAAUGGCCAAGGAAUUUCCUUAGAGGACCGCCACCAUCUGUGCAAGCGAUACCAUACGAGCAAGAUCAGGGACCUGGCCGACCUUAAGCAUGUUGGCUGUCGCUCACUCGGGUUUCGAGGAGAGGCUCUAGCCAGUGCUGCUGAAAUGAGCGCGACUUUGCACAUAACGACGCGCACUUCCAGAGAUGUGGUGGCUACGAAAACGUCUUUCAAAAGAGACGGUCAAGUGGAAAGCAUGGUUCCAAUCUCACACCCUGGGGGAACGACUGUCCGUAUCGGCGGACUUUUUAAGCAUUUGCCUGUGAGGAGACAGGCAGCUCUCAAAUGUGCAUCGAAGACUUUGACAAAGAUAACGCGUCUAAUGCAAGCUUAUGCAUUGGCUACACCAUCUGUUAAGUUGUCUCUAAAAGUUCUCCAGGCAAAGAAUGCAAAGGCCGAUUGGAGCUACGUCCCUCAGUCAGACAAGACGACGGCUGAAGACUCAGUCCUGAGAAUUUUUGGGAAGGACUUAGCACAUCAAUGUCAAUACGUGGCUAGAUCAUGGGCCGUCAUCAGAAAUGGGUACUCUGAAAGACUAAGCUCCAGUCAUUCAGAAGAGCAGCCACAAUAUGACUGUUUCAAAAUUGCCGCCAUUUUUCCCAAGCGUGGCGCUGACUUUCGUGAUAUCAAUGAUAAGGGACAGUUUGUAUCUGUAGAUUCACGCCCAAUGUCAUGCGCAAGGGGUCCAAUGAAACAGAUUCUCUCGCUGUACAAACAAUAUCUCCAUAUGGAACUAUCCGAUAAAAGUAAAGCCAAGAAUCCGUUUCUUUAUUUGAGAAUAUUCUGUCCGGAGGGCAUUUACGACCCAAAUGUUGAACCAGCAAAAGAUGAUAUUUUAUUCGAGAACCCAUCGCUCCUGCUUUCUGCCGUCGAGGAAUUAUUCCGAGCAGCGUACGAAACCCCACAAAAUGCACCAAUGAAUGAUCAAUCUUCCAUUGCUUUGAAAGAUGGGGGAAAAGAAGCAUCUUUGAAUCUACCUGCGCCGAAUACGAAAGUCGACAAUAGUAAUAAUCCCGACAAUUCGGACGUCCCGGCGUCACUUUUAUUUGGACCAUUCAAUGAUAACGCUGAAGCGGACCAGUCAAAGGCGUCAAUCUUUCAAUCAGGUUCAUCUUACGAACCAGUGCGUUUUGGCAGCCAACCUAUUCAACAAGAAGGAAUCAGUCUCGAUGGUGUGCUUGAGAAGGAACAUCACUCUGCCUGGCAUUUCAAUAUGUACGGCGGUGAUGAAGACGAGGAAGACUCAGAGGCACACGUUUCUGCUGUGGAAUCUGGUACUCUCAGCUGUGAGGUCGAUCAUGUUGAAUCAGACUAUGCAUCGAAAAAUAUCAAUCUCUCCAACCCCUGGAUCAUUGCGAAAAUGAAUGCACCAAAACGCCAUCAGCCUAUCACACUUGGAACACAGAGUUGGCCUAAUAAUGAGGAUGACUCGAGGCCAAUUUCUCCUGAGAAAAGUCAAAGCUUGACACCGCACAGGGCGUCCAUGCCGUCCUCUCCGAAAGCUGCCUGCCUGGCCACACCGACAGAGCAUAGAACCGUGCUACCUACACCGAGAUAUACUAAACAAAGGUCAUGUUCACACGAGGAUACUCUCUUUGAUACGCCUAUUUCGGCAGCAGCCAGAAGGGAACGAAGACGGGCUCGGGAACUAUAUGGAAGAGGUGCAUUAGACACGCAAAUCCAACGUAUCCGCAAUGGGCAACGCCAAUAUACGGAACAAGGUAGCACCUGUUCCCCUGCUUAUGUCUCUGAAUCAGAACCCUUGAGUCCGGAAAUCUUACCUCAAUCUAGCCCAAAUCCUCCUAUUGGCUUUGUUAGUGCGGGGUCCCUUCGACGGGAUGCGCAGCUCCUGCCAAAUACGUGUGAAGAAGUUCCAGAUGAUCCGAGGCAAGCAUCAUUUCAAACACGUUUAAGAAAGCCCUUCGUAUCACCGCUGAAGUCGAAGCAAAAGGCGCCACACGAGAUUCUUCGGAUCCCACAGGACAUUGGCCAACCGUUCUUUGAGCUUCCCAAGAGCACGAACAGCUCGCAAAGACGAAAACAUAUUGAUGAAUAUUGUUUGCCGAGGGAAGAUCUGAGUUCCGUCCAAGAAUUUAGCGAAAGUCCAAUCGCUGCAGAUAUUGAAGAAUCGCUUGAUUACGAACGACGCAAACAAUUACUCAUCCAGCAACGCAAACCUCUGCUUCGACCAGACAAUCCAUCGGAAUCCCGUGAUAAGGGCAACGCAGUCUUACAGGCUCCUUUAUCUCAGGAAAGUUCCCCUCACAUGAACAGAUAUCAUGCUGCAGUAGCCAAGCUGUCAGGCGAACGCACCGCUUCCGUCGACAUUGUCUCUAAAGGCUUCGCCAUCGAUGAUCCCCGGGCAUACCUGAUUCGACUGCGGAAGAAAGGUGAUCAGUCUGAGGCUUCGAUAAGGCGCAGCGGCAGAAGACUGAAGACUACUAUGCUUCCUUUUGAACGUAUAUCCAGUUUUAGUAAAACAAAUGGUUUGUGCUUGAAUAUUUCCACCGAGACCGGAACGCUCGCCCGAAUGCUUGAGUGGGACGAGCACACCUGGGGAUUCGCAGAAAGCAAAGAAAAAGAACUAGGACUGUCAGUUCCGCUUGAUGAAACACCCACUUUGAAUGAACGCCUUGAUCACCUCAUGCAAAAGUGGUAUCGUCACAAGACGGGAAAAGACACUAACGUCAAAUUGAAUGUUGCUCCUGCGCUAAAAAAGCAUUUACAAUUGCAUAUGUUUGCACCAGAAGAUGGCUUCAUUGCCUAA
This is a messenger RNA of Xylona heveae TC161, 2979 nucleotides long. RefSeq lists its product as hypothetical. The transcript has 3 exons. Lineage: Eukaryota; Fungi; Ascomycota; Xylonomycetes; Xylonales; Xylonaceae. Gene Ontology annotation, molecular function: mismatched DNA binding; ATP hydrolysis activity; ATP-dependent DNA damage sensor activity. Bases 1 to 2979 code for a protein of 992 amino acids. Gene Ontology annotation, biological process: mismatch repair. Gene Ontology annotation, cellular component: MutLalpha complex. The record is from RefSeq and is a predicted model, not a curated record.